Fukomys damarensis (Damara mole-rat) is the source of this 1605-nucleotide messenger RNA. It is a transcript of the gene Tmed1, whose product is annotated as transmembrane p24 trafficking protein 1. The transcript is spliced from 4 exons. Lineage: Eukaryota; Metazoa; Chordata; Mammalia; Rodentia; Bathyergidae. The coding region runs from base 264 to 1313 and encodes 349 amino acids. Gene Ontology annotation, biological process: intracellular protein transport; endoplasmic reticulum to Golgi vesicle-mediated transport; Golgi organization. Gene Ontology annotation, cellular component: endoplasmic reticulum; endoplasmic reticulum-Golgi intermediate compartment; Golgi apparatus. The record is from RefSeq and is a predicted model, not a curated record.
UUGAUAUUUACUACCACCACCACCAAAUAUUGAGAUUAGAGCCAGAGGCCCUUCAGGAAACAAUACGCUGAGCGUUUUAGGCGCUGUAGGCACCGACGCGGGCAGCUCGUCCCGCGGGGUGGGGAUGGGGUUGUUCCUUCGCUCUUCGUUUUCAGACAACGUACAGCAGUGGCAGCCAAUGAGCUUCGGCGAGUAGCUGAGGGGGCAGGGCUAGUCCUUAAAGGAGCCGCAACUUGUUAGCAGACCAGAGAGUGACCCAGACUAUGGCGGCCGGCGUGGCCCUCGCCCUGGCCCUGUGGCUACUAUUGCCGCCAGUAGGGGUGGGAGUGGGAGGACCCCCUCCGAUCCAGGACGGCGAGUUUACGUUUCUGUUGCCCGCGGGGAGGAAGCAAUGUUUCUACCAGUCUGCGCCAGCCAACGCAAGCCUCGAGGCCGAGUACCAGGUAGAGGGGUCCCGAGCCGCUGAGUUAGCGAGGGCCAAGGGGAGGGAGCGAGCGUGCAGCACAGCGGGAGGUGGGCGGAGCCAUUGCGUGACGCGGGGGCGGAGCUCGGGGAGAGCUGGGAGUGACAGGGCGGGACUAGUGGGCCAGGAGGGGCUGGCAGUGGUGAAAGCGGGGCCGGAGGGGCGCAGCCUGGGGGCGGGGCCACCGGAAGUAAAGGAGCCACUCAGAGAGCAGGACUCGCAGGUCGGGUGUGGCCAGAACUGUAGGUUAAAAGAAGGGCGUAGCCCGCAGGAGAUCGCAGAGGUGGGAUUAAAGGAAAAGCGCCGCCUUGGAGUCCCUUUUGGGGCGGUGUCAAGUAAAGGUGACCAGGUGAUAGGAGGUGCUGGGCUGGACGUGGAUUUCACGCUGGAGAGCCCUCAGGGUGUACUGUUGGUCAGUGAGGCCCGCAAGGCGGAUGGGGUGCACACAGUGGAGCCCACAGAGGCCGGCGACUACAGGCUGUGCUUUGACAACUCCUUCAGCACCAUCUCGGAGAAGCUGGUGUUCUUCGAACUCAUCUUUGACAGCCUGCAAGAUGAUGAGGAGGUAGAGGGCUGGGCGGAGGCUGUGGAACCCGAGGAGAUGCUGGACGUCAAAAUGGAGGACAUCAAGGAAUCCAUGGAGACCAUGAGGACCCGGCUGGAGCGCAGCAUCCAGGUGCUCACGCUGCUGCGGGCCCUAGAGGCUCGAGACCGCAACCUGCAGGAGGGCAACUUGGAGCGGGUCAACUUCUGGUCUGCUGUCAACGUGGCCGCGCUGCUGCUGGUGGCCGUGCUGCAGGUCUGCACACUCAAGCGCUUCUUCCAAGACAAGCACCCCGUGCCCACGUAGCCCUGCCUCGGAGGACGAACUGAACACGGAGGGCGGCAGGCCUGGGGGCCUGGGGGUGCGCCCCCUCCCCAACUUCCUUUCCCUCCCGGGCCGAGCUGGCUUGCAGGCCUGGGCCCCCCGAGGGGUGGAAAUCGCGCACAGCGCUGCUGCAGCACGGCCCUCGUGUUUCCUGGCACCCCCUGAACACGUGCCUUAACUGUUCUUUUUGCAGCUGUGGGGACUGAAACCAGGGCCUUCGCACUGAAGCUACACCCUUAGCCAUUUUCUGUUUCUUGAGACAGGGUCUUGCAAA